AGAUGACAGCAGUCCCUGCAUAUUACACUGUUCCUCCAUUAAACACCUUGUGUCCUUCUACAGCUGAUUUUGAUGAAAUUUGUUUAAACCUCUGCAUGAACAGAGAAUUGCCAAUUUUUUUCUGGCACAUCCUAUGGCUUCAUGACUGAUGCUGAUUAAAAUAUCACAAAUACUUAUUUUCCCUUCUCAAAAUCACCUGAAAAAAAGACAAGAGUGCUUUUACAUAAUUUUAUCCUCCUAUACAGUCCUGACUUAUUCCUGAAGCUUAGGACCCUAUUUGCUGGGCUUUGAGCCACUUUAAACAUAAAAGUUAACUUAAAAAUGUAACUAUACCUCAGUGUCAACUUAGUAUUUCAUAGUCUAGAGGUGUGAUACAUAACCCAAAAUCUGCUGGUAUAAUGUGACAAAAGUGUCUUAUUUUUUGAUGUGGACUGUGACCAGUGUAGACCAACCUUUUCCUGCCUCCACAGAGCUCAUGAGCUGUCAAGCUGCAGAGCUAACCCACCUCACUGGGGACAGUUCAGUAAACACCACACAUGAACUCCUGUGUGUCCUUGGCACCUCCAACUUCAGACAUCCACAGGAAGCUGCCUUUGGAAUAAGGUUUCUUCUCAUGCUAGGCUUCUGACUUGCUCUAGAAUUGCUUUGAAAGGCAAGACACAUUGUUUUCUUUGCUCCAUGGAAUUCCCAUUUUUUCAUGGAAAGAUAACAAGAAGAACCUGUGAAGAGUUGCUGAGCAAGAAGAAAAAGAAUGGCAGCUAUUUAAUACGGGAGAGUGAGAGUGUGGAAGGAGCCUUGUGUCUCUGUGUUUUCUUUGAGGGCCUCAUCUACACUUACCGUAUCUUCAGAGAAGACCAAGGAUAUUUUAGAAUACAGACUUCUGAAGGUGUUCCAGAGAGGACCUUCAAAACAUUAAAGGACUUAAUAUAUGCUUUUGAAAAGCCAAAUCAAGGUCUGAUAACAAAGCUCCGCUACCCAGUGAAGAAACAGAAGGCCUUGCAAAGAAGCCAGAGGUUCAAGUCAGAAAUGGACAAUGUUUAUGAUGAAGCUGAUGACAGCGCUGAUUAUGUUGAUGUCCUGCCCUGAAGGAUCUGCGCCUGAUGGUUUCGGAAGCUGCCAUUCCAGGACAUGACCCGGCACAGGGCCUCAGCUGAGGAGAGCUUCCAGCUGGGUGUCCUCUGCUCUACAUCUGGAAUUACCUCCUCCUUUUGCAGACUGCCAGAACAGCUGUAUCUUCAACCAGUAGAUCCAGUACAAGCUAUUAUGCAUGUUUGCUCAGCAAUAAAAGAAGUAUUUUUGUUACAGACACAAACACACACACGUAGGUAUGGGGGAAGGUGUCCAUGUAUGUGUCUUCUGGUGGUUUUUAGCCAGCAAAUUGUCCAAGAUGUUGACUGCUAGAGUGUACAUUCUGCUAGAGGGCAGCAGUAUAAAUACAUUAAAUGAAUAGGCAUAAAGCAGUAAUUUAUGGCAGAACUGAUAAGUGUUGAUAAAAAUCAUACAUGACAAAACUAUUAGCAUUUUAAGAUGCUUUAAAACCCCCAAACGCUGUUAUUUUGCACAUGAUUCAUGUUGCUGAUGAGGCUGGAGGAGUGAAUAAUAUUUCAGCAAUGUCAAGGAAUACUAGUAGUCAGUAGCUUGAGUAAUGCAAAUUAAGACAAAAAUGCUGUGUUAAAUCCAUGCCAUAAAAAAUAAAUAACCAACUAG
This is a messenger RNA of Melozone crissalis (California towhee), 1707 nucleotides long. It is a transcript of the gene SH2D1B, whose product is annotated as SH2 domain containing 1B. The record is from RefSeq and is a predicted model, not a curated record. Bases 679 to 1086 code for a protein of 135 amino acids. Lineage: Eukaryota; Metazoa; Chordata; Aves; Passeriformes; Passerellidae. The transcript is spliced from 4 exons.